This is a messenger RNA of Eucalyptus grandis, 3501 nucleotides long. RefSeq lists its product as uncharacterized. Lineage: Eukaryota; Viridiplantae; Streptophyta; Magnoliopsida; Myrtales; Myrtaceae. The transcript has 9 exons. Gene Ontology annotation, biological process: cellular response to UV-B. Gene Ontology annotation, cellular component: Cul4-RING E3 ubiquitin ligase complex. The record is from RefSeq and is a predicted model, not a curated record. Bases 530 to 2737 code for a protein of 735 amino acids. Gene Ontology annotation, molecular function: protein binding.
UGGUCUUGAUCUUCUUUGGCCUUUCUGUGGUUCUUUCCCCUUCCCGUGAAAUGGGUUUUGUUCUCUUGUCGCUGUCGCGGCGGCUGUAGAGCUUCGUGUUGUGAUGAAAGCCAGGGGAAGGCUUGUUGCGAGCGUGUUGUGUAGUGAGUGAAAUUUGGUCGGAAUGGUUGAAGGAAGCGAGUUUGAUGGAGUGAAUCAGUGGGGUUGAGGUCAUUCUUUACGUGUUCAGUUGUCAUCGUGCCAGAGACUGGAUUCUUUAGCCUUCUUCUUUUUUGCUGAUAUAUGCAUAGAGAAGGAAUUUUGGGGCGAGCGCUAUUCGGAAAACAGAGCGACAUUAGCAAGAUCUGUCUCUUGGAGUCGGGUUCAUUGGCAGCUAAUAUGGACUUAGAAAUGAGGUAUCUGGAUUCUUGCAAGGGGCAUCAGAUACAACCCAAUGCUGAAGUUGUAUCGUGGUUUUCAAAGGUCCUGAUUUUGACUUCUGAUGUAAUGGGAUUUCUUUACUCAGUGAUUUGUCAAGGCUAAGACUGAGAUGACUUCCUGUGGAGGAUGUCACAUUGUCAUCUCACUGGAUCAUCUACAGGACACUGAUCUCCUACCACUAAUUGAUGUUUUCAUGGAAAUCCAUUCUUUUGAUGUUGACACAGUUGAUGUUGUUCAUAACUCACCUCAUCUCUUGAACUUGGAAAAUCUUAUUGAUUUGAUGCAUGCAAUUGGUGAUAAGCUACAUGCUGUUAAUCUCCAGGAUUCAUCCCUUGGGGAGGAAUUUCUAAGCAAUCUGAGCAAGAGGGAAGUUUCCUGUAAAGUCUUCAGUUUCUGGUCCCUCCAAAUUCAGAAGCUCAACAUUUUUGGUAGAUUUACACAGUUGCAUACCCUUAACCUGGAUUUCUGUACGUCAGUCACUAGCUUCCACAAGGACUGUUUUUCUGGCAUGCCAAAUCUGAUGCGUUUAUCAAUGUGUGAGACAAGAGUGGCUAAUCUCUGGACGACAACUGCUGUGUUGUCUAAGCUUCCUUCUUUAGUGGAACUACGAUUCCAGAAAUGCUUAUGUUGCCAUGACACUGGACCGUGUGCUUCCCUCUACAGUGAAAAGGCAAAUCUUCUUGUUGGUGAGGAAACUGGUUCAGUUCUACCGAACUAUUCUUCCUGCAAAGCUGUACAAUCUGUUUCUCAUGGCAGCGCCAUGCACAAAGUUCUUGAUGAAGUUGAGGAAAUCAAUGAGAAAGAAUUGGUUUUUAUGUGCGCUCAAAAGCAGAAGUCAUGGAAUGGUAGUGCCACAUUCAAAAAGUAUGUCUCGCAUCAUUGCUCACCUAUAUGCUAUGAGAAAUACUACAGAGAAUAUAUGAUUGUUUGUCUGCCUCGUUUGGAAGUAUUGGACAACCUUCCUGUCCAGGAGGCCGACAAAGAAGUGGCAAAAAAUGUCUUCUCGAGUCACUAUGAGAACUUACCCUAUGGGCGACAGCACAAAGAAAGUGUCAUUGCAGUCCUGCAUCAACGUGAAAUGGGAAAAGUCAGCUUUUACCACCCAAAAUCAAUUAAAUUAAAGCAUUCAGUUUCUUCUAGGACGGGCCAACAUUUUUUCUCAAGAUCUCUUAGUGCAGCCAAACUUGGAUCAUCCGCAUGGCCUCUCAUACAACCAGUUUCAAAAAUUGGCCGUCUUUUCAAAGAAGAAGGUAUACAACUUCGACCGAGGCAGUUUGAGUACAAUCCAUCAGACCCUUCUCUUAUGGCUUUCGGAACUUUGGGUGGCGAAAUAAUUAUUACCAACCAUGAAGGUGGAAAAAUUGUUGGUUAUGUCCCAUCAACAGGUGUGGAAAAUAGUAUAUUGGGUCUCUGUUGGCUCAAGAAAUAUCCAUCCAAGCUUAUUGCAGGUUCUGACAAUGGGUCGUUGAAGUUGUUUGACAUCAAUUGUAUACCACCAAAAGUUCCAGACUUCUCAUUCAGUUAUGAUGCUGUCACUUUUGCCGAUUUUGAGCAGUUGACCUCCGUACAUGUCAAUUCGAUGGACGAUAGACUUCUUGUUAGUGGCUACACAAGAAACAUUGCUCUUUACGACAUUGGCACUGGUCAACGCAUGGAGCUGUUCAGGGAUUUGCACCGUGAACCUAUAAAUGUUGCUAAAUUUGCAAAUCACUCUCCGUUCUUGUUUGCUACUUCAUCAUUCGACCGUGAUGUCAAGAUGUGGGAUCUGAGAGAGACUCCGGUGCGACCUUGCUAUACAGUUUCAAGCUCCAGAGAAAAUGUAAUGGUUUGCUUCUCCCCUGAUGACCACUAUCUGCUGGUCUCUGCUGUUGAUAAUGAGGUCAAGCAGCUUUUAGCUGGUGAUGGAAGGAUCCAAAUGAAAUUUGAGAUAGCUUCAACUGGAAGUGUUCAUAAUUACACACGUUCAUAUUAUAUGAAUGGAAGGGACUAUGUCAUCAGUGGAAGUUGUGAUGAGCAUGUAGUCCGCAUCUGCUGUGCCCAAACUGGAAGGCGACUGAGGGAUGUCUUCUUGGAGGAUGGGAACACUGGAAAUUCUAUGUAUGUGCAGUCUUUAAGAGGCGAUCCCUUUAGGAGUGUUGUUGAUCCACUAGUCAAGAUGAUUUCUCUAUCCAACGAGGAAUCAAGUAUUUGGAUGACAAUACUGUUGCCAAUGCGGAUAGGAGGCGUUUCAACGAUUUUCAAUGAUUACAAGCCCGAAUUACUACUUCUAGAAAUAUUCCUAUAUUGCUUCCAUCGCCUAGUCGGUUAUCUAUACUAGUUGGAUUGCCAAAGGAAUUUGUAGGGGUUCAACUUGGAGUACAUUUGGUCAUUAAUUUAACUACAGUGAUUUUAGACUUGAAGCUGAUUUUCAAGUGCCAAAAUUUAGUUUGAAACUACUUGUUUCAUUAUUUUUAUUGAUUGGGGAUAUGGAUGUUUUGUCCACUCGUAUUGAGUAAAUUGUACGUAGGAUCAUGUGCAUUUGUCAGUCCCAUACAAAGACAGAUCAUGGGGUUGACCUCUUUUGUUGAAUGGGUUGAUCUCCUGAGAUCAUAGGGUAUUUUUGUACAUGAGGCACAGGAAAAUUCUGUAUUUCUUAGGGGUUUGAUUCCCUUGGAGGGCCCGAAUUUCUACCUUCAAUGAGGUGCAAAGGAGAUUCAAUCAAAUGCAGGGAUGCGUGUCAGAUUUCUGUGAAUACAGGUGUCGUCCAUGAAAUAUACCUAUUUUUGUUUAGGUUUUGGAAUGCAGAUUCAGUUUGACAGUGAAAAGAUAGUUGCUAAUUCUUAUAGCUUGCUAACUUUAUUGAAUAUGCAUUCAAAAAACCAAAGUUGAAAUGACUAUCACUUGACAGGGUUUAUCGCAGGCUAUGUCCUUUGCUAGACAGAGAUUUUCUUCUUCUUUUAUUAUUCAACCGCAGUGAAAUUGGUUGCAAAGUAAUAUUUCCAUCUUUACAACAUGCACUUUGCACGUGGAGGAAACCAGAUGGAUCAUCUUCUGGACCUGAAUUACUAUUUAAUUUGCUUAGAUGCUAAUCACGUGCUUAUU